Messenger RNA from Biomphalaria glabrata, 1095 nucleotides. Its product is annotated as sex determination and dosage compensation protein sdc-2-like. The transcript has 3 exons. The record is from RefSeq and is a predicted model, not a curated record. The coding region runs from base 1 to 1095 and encodes 364 amino acids. Lineage: Eukaryota; Metazoa; Mollusca; Gastropoda; Planorbidae.
AUGAAGAAAGCUGAGGACACUGAAAUGACACGGGAGCAGAUGAAGAAAGCUGAGGACACUGGAAUGACACGAGAGCAGAUGAAGAAAGCUGGGGACACUGAAAUGACAUGGGGGCAGAUGAAGAAAGCUGGGGACACUGGAAUGAAACGAGAGCAGAUGAAGAAAGCUGAGGACACUGGAAUGAAACGAGAGCAGAUGAAGAAAGCUGAGGACACUGGAAUGAAACGAGAGCAGAUGAAGAAAGCUGGGGACACUGGAAUGAAACGAGAGCAGAUGAAGAAAGCUGGGGACACUGGAAUGACACGAGAGCAGAUGAAGAAAAUGAAGAAAGCUGAAAACACUGGAAUGACACGAGAGCAGAUGAAGAAAGCUGAGGACACUGGAAUGACACGAGAGCAGAUGAAGAAAGCUGGGGACACUGGAAUGAAACGAGAGCAGAUGAAGAAAGCUGAGGACACUGGAAUGACACGAGAGCAGAUGAAGAAAGCUGAGGACACUGGAAUGAAACGAGAGCAGAUGAAGAAAGCUGGGGACACUGGAAUGAAACGAGAGCAGAUGAAGAAAGCUGGGGACACUGGAAUGACACGAGAGCAGAUGAAGAAAGCUGGGGACACUGGAAUGAAACUAGAGCAGAUGAAGAAAGCUGGGGACACUGGAAUGACACGAGAGCAGAUGAAGAAAGCUGGGGACACUGGAAUGACACGAGAGCAGAUGAAGAAAGCUGGGGACACUGGAAUGACACGAGAGCAGAUGAAGAAAGCUGGGGACACUGGAAUGACACGAGAGCAGAUGAAGAAAGCUGGGGACACUGGAAUGACACGAGAGCAGAUGAAGAAAGCUGGGGACACUGGAAUGAAACGAGAGCAGAUGAAGAAAGCUGGGGACACUGGAAUGAAACGAGAGCAGAUGAAGAAAGCUGGGGACACUGGAAUGAAACGAGAGCAGAUGAAGAAAGCUGAGGACACUGGAAUGACACGGGAGCAGAUGAAGAAAGUAUAUUUAGAUGUUUGCAGUGUCAAUAAUGACAGUUUAGUGCUGUACAUAACCUUGACCAGUAAAGCAAAAAUCAUGGCGCCUGAGACCAUGAAGAAAUAG